Messenger RNA from Saccoglossus kowalevskii, 1157 nucleotides. RefSeq names its product radial spoke head 14 homolog. Gene Ontology annotation, molecular function: protein binding. NCBI's taxonomy places the organism in Eukaryota, Metazoa, Hemichordata, Enteropneusta, Harrimaniidae. The record is from RefSeq and is a predicted model, not a curated record.
AUGGCAAAUCACCAACAAGAAGUAGACCUGACAAGAAUACAUUACCGAUGUGUUGUAGAAAGUUUAAAAGCCCUACUUACAGAUCCUGAUGGCACAGUGAGGCAUAAAACAACAGAAGUACUAUAUAUACUAGCAGGUCACAAUAUUGGCAGAGAUGCAUUUCUUGAGUAUGGUAUUAUCUUACCCUUAUCAAAUCUAUUCGAUGACGACUCAGAUAUAGUGAGAAAGAAUUCACACAUGGCAAUUGAAAUGUGCUGUGAAACACCCAUGGGUGCUGGAGGUGUAGUGGAAGCAGGACUCAUUCCUAAAUUAGUUGACAAACUCAAAACAGAAGUAGAUGAAAUCAAAGAAUAUAUUUUAGACACAUUACAUUAUUGUAUGAGAGUAGAACAGAUACAGGCAUUGCAAUCAGGAGCCAUGGAGGUGUUCACUGAUCUACUCAAUCAUAGUAUGAAAAUUGUUAGAGCCAAGGCUGCCAGGGACAUCAUGGAUCUCAGUGUUCCUCUUGAUGGUAAAAAUAAAGCAUGUGAAGUCGAAGCCUUGGUUCCUUUGGUGAGACUUUUAAAAGAUGAUGAUGCGGAAGUGAGAUGUAAAUCAGCCGGUGCCUUAAUGACAAUUACGAUAACAACACAAGGUAAAUAUGAAGCUAUCAAAGCUUCUGCUAUUAGUAACUUGGUGGUUCUUGUGAAUGAUGAAAAUAGUGAAGUCAGACUCAAUGCACUAAAGGCCAUUACAACUUUAUCAGAAGCCCCAGAAGGUAGAGCUGCACUUUUAAAACAUGUUGAACUGGUACCACAGAUCCAGAAGCGAAUUCUUGAAGAUAAAAGUGAAGCAGUUCAAAGAGCUGCAGAAAUUGCUGUCAAAGUAAUAACCUGGAAACCAUAAAUCAGUGAUAAAUGUCUUGACUUUCUGUAAAAUAUUUCCAAUAACAAAUUAUAUAUACACUGUACAUUAUGGUCGUUUUGUUUUCACAAGAGACGAACUGCAUUUAGUUGAUUUAUUUGUUUUUAGUCAUUUUUCUUCAAUUCUUGUUUUUCAUCAUUUACCAGACCCCCUUCAUCAUAUCUAGUAAUAGCUAGCAAAUCCAUAUUGAGAUCUAUUUAACAGGAUAUUGUUUUUUCACGGUUCUAUUAUGUGAGAAACUACUGUAAUGGCAG